Molecule: messenger RNA, 3469 nt
Organism: Cyprinus carpio (common carp)
Lineage: Eukaryota; Metazoa; Chordata; Actinopteri; Cypriniformes; Cyprinidae
Product: 3-hydroxy-3-methylglutaryl-coenzyme A reductase-like
Exons: 19
Coding region: 144-2639 (831 amino acids)
Biological process (GO): isoprenoid biosynthetic process; sterol biosynthetic process; coenzyme A metabolic process
Cellular component (GO): endoplasmic reticulum membrane; peroxisomal membrane
Molecular function (GO): NADP binding; hydroxymethylglutaryl-CoA reductase (NADPH) activity; protein binding
Source: RefSeq, a predicted model, not a curated record
AUCUUAGAUGACGUAACUGUAGUGGGCGGUGCUUGCUCGCUCCGGGCGUGUCGUGCGCGAGCCCGUUGUGGGCGGAUUACGUCAGUUACAGUCACGGACACCGAUCGGAGGAGAACAGAUGAGGGUGUCCUGCUGAAGCCGUGAUGAUGCUGUCGCGUCUCUUCAGGCUCCACGGCCUGUUCGUCGCCUCUCAUCCGUGGGAGGUGAUCGUGGGAACGGUUGCCGUGACGAUGUGUCUGAUGUCCAUUGCUACCAAUGACCAGAUCUAUGGCUGGAACCAUCAGUAUCCCGAGGUACAGGAGAAAAUUGUAAGCGGCGAGAUGAUCAUUUUAACCAUUACGAGGUGCGUAGCCAUCGUUUACAUCUACAUCCAGUUCAAACACCUCCGUCAGCUCGGCUCCAAAUACAUACUGGGUAUCGCUGGUCUGUUCACCAUCUUCUCCAGCUUUGUGUUCAGCACUGUGGUCGUUCACUUCCUGGGCAAAGAGCUCACAGGACUGAACGAGGCGCUGCCGUUCUUCCUGUUGCUGAUCGAUCUGUCUAAAGCCUGCACACUGGCCAAGUUCGCUCUCAGCUCAAACUCACAGGAGGAGGUCAGAGAGAAUAUCGCUCAAGGCAUGGCCAUCCUGGGACCCACGUUCACUCUGGACGCAGUGGUGGAGUGUCUGGUCAUCGGUGUGGGCACUGUGUCUGGUGUGCGUCAGCUGGAGAUCAUGUGCGGUUUCGGCUGCAUGUCGGUUCUGGCCAAUUACUUUGUGUUCAUGACCUUCUUCCCCGCCUGUGUGUCGCUGGUGUUAGAGCUGUCCCGUGAGAGCCGUGAGGGGCGGCCCAUCUGGCAGCUCAGCCAUUUCGCUCGUGUUCUGGAGGAAGAGGAGGGAAACAAACCAAACCCCGUCACUCAGAAAGUCAAAAUGAUCAUGUCUUUGGGUCUGGCGGUGGUUCACGCUCACCGUCGACUCGUGACCGAAUCUCAGACGCACAUCAUGAGCAGUUCAGACGUGGUUCUGCCCGCGCCAGACAUGGAGUCCGACAGAAGCAUGUCCAGUGUGGAUCUGGAGCAGGUCAUCACACUCUCUCUCGCUCUGUUACUGGCGGCCAAGUACGUGUUUUUCGAGCAGGCCGAAACGGAAUCCUCCCUGUCAAUCAAAUCUCCUGUGGCCACGCCCAACUGCUCCCUGACCAAUAGGAGAGGAGGAGAGCAGCGCUGUCAGAGGGAGUCGGCCCCGCCCAAAGCCCUGAGGGGGGUCCCUAUGAAUAAAAGUGAAGGAGAGCCGCCUGAUCCGUCAGAUGAGCUCCAGUCUCACCAGCGCCGCCCUGUGGACGAAUGUCGUAAUUCAUCAAGAGGAGCUCGUUGCCUGACUAACGCCGAGGUGAUGGCAUUAGUGGAGUGCAGGGGCAUUCUGGGAUACCGUUUGGAGGCGGUGAUGGAGAAUCCCGAGAGAGGAGUGGCCAUACGCAGAGAAAUGCUGUCCGCCAAACUCCCGGCGGCGUCUGCGCUGGAGAAGCUGCCCUACAGACACUACGACUACUCUCAGGUGUUUGGCACCAACUGUGAGAAUGUGAUUGGCUAUGUACCUGUGCCAGUGGGCGUGGCCGGACCGCUCCUGUUGGACGGGAGAGAGUUCCACGUCCCCAUGGCAACCACAGAAGGCUGUUUGGUGGCCAGCACUAACCGAGGAUGCCGAGCCGUCACACUGUCGGGUGGCGUGAGCAGUCGUGUUCUGGCGGAUGGAAUGACUCGAGGGCCGGUGGUUCAGAUGCCGUCGGCGUGUCGUGCAGCGGAGGUCAAGGGCUGGCUGGAGACUUCAGAGGGGUUCAGUGCCGUCAAACAGGCCUUCGAUCACACCAGCAGGUUUGCUCGUCUGGACCGGCUGCAGGUCAGUUUGGCCGGGAGGAACCUGUACAUCCGCUUCCAGUCUCAGACCGGAGACGCCAUGGGUAUGAACAUGCUGUCAAAGGGAACAGAGCAGGCUCUCAGCAGACUUCAGGAGCGUUAUCCUGACAUGCGUCUGCUAGCCGUCAGCGGGAACUACUGCACUGAUAAAAAACCCGCCGCUGUCAACUGGAUCCACGGCAGAGGGAAGUCCACCGUGUGUGAAGCCGUCGUACCGGCACGAGUCGUCCGAGAGGUGUUGAAGAGCAGCACAGCGGCUCUGGUGGAGCUGAACAUCAGUAAGAAUCUGGUCGGUUCAGCGAUGGCCGGAAGCAUCGGGGGAUUCAACGCUCAUGCGGCAAACGUCGUAGCGGCCAUUUAUAUCGCCUGCGGACAGGAUCCGGCGCAGACGGUGGGCAGCAGUAACUGUAUUACUCUGAUGGAGUGUGUCGGGACGGAUGGAGACGAUCUGUACGUGUCCUGCACGAUGCCGUCAUUAGAGCUGGGAACUGUGGGAGGAGGAACCGGUCUGCCUGCACAACACGCGUGUGUUGAUCAGAUGUUGGGUGUUCACGGCUCCAGUGAUCAGUGUCCCGGUGAGAACUCGCGGACGCUGGCGAGGAUCGUCUGUGCCACGGUUCUGGCCGGAGAGCUCUCUCUGAUGGCUGCUCUCACCGCCGGACACCUCGUCAAGAGUCACAUGACUCACAACAGGUCAAAAGCCAAUCUUAGAGAAACUGAACUGCAGCCGAAGGAAGCUUCAUGAAGCAGAGAGAACUCUGGGAAAUGGAGUCUUUGUGGUUCUCAUGUUUAUUCUCAGGGCGUCUGAAGACACGGAUGUCUGGAGGAGUUCUCUUCCGUGAAGCAGCUGGGAAAUGCUAAUGCUUGAGGUUUUGUAAGGCGACUGCACGAGUAAAUGAGUGAGAAGCUCCUGCAUUUGAAGCUUGAUCGCUGCACGUUUCACUGAAUCUGUGUCCGUUUAGUCUCGCACUAAAAUCCCAAAAAAAGAUUUGCCAAAACCUGGUACUAGCUAAAGUCAAAACACAGCAAAGUUUUUAUCGCUUGAUGGUAAAAAUGCUGAGAAUUCCAGAAAAUGGCACACCGGCGGACAGUUUCUAGACUAAAUCAUGAUCUCAGAUCAGAGUUUGAUGGGGAUUUAGCGGUUUUGAUCCUCAGGUUAUGAAUGAAUGUAUUUAAUUCAUGUGUUCAGUUAAUCAUGCCAAACUCACUGUGACAAACUUAUAAAACGAGGUGCACCUACAGUAAAUCUGAGUUUAUGAAUCUGAGUGUGAGUGUGGAUGUUUGCACUAGUUGUAUUGUAUGUGUUACUAAAGAACCGGGUCUGAUUGUGUCACGUUUCUGUUGCCACUGUAUGAAUUCAUGACUAAAGUGCUUCAGCUUUUCUCAACAGAAGCAAAUCCUUUCACUUUCUGAUGGCAAGAAAGUGCUGAUGAAGCCAUAUCUGUGUCUUUUAAACUUGCUUAUUUCCUGCUAAACCACUGAUCAGAUGAGCAUAUUUUUAAAUUGUCAGUAUUUUUGUUGAACUCUUAAAUGGAUUAAACUAGACAAAUAAACAUUAACAGAGUAUCAGCUGCA